ACACAUAGAAAUCUAUUCCCAUGCUUAGGUGAAGGCUAAAUUGUUCAGGACACAAAAUACUCACCAGAGAGUGGCAGAAAUUUAAACCCAUGAAAUUCCAGUACUUGAAGGGAGCCUGCAAGAAAGAUGAAGAGGGGCUUUUCACUAGAGCAUGGAGAGAACAAGGGGGAAUGGCUUCAAAGAGGGCAGCCACUGGUCAAACACAACCUCAGGAGUGACAGCAACAAGCACAGACACGUGGCUGGAUGCUGCCAAUUUGAGUGAAUACCCGUACGAGUACCUGGAUGAGGAGGAUUAUGGGCUCUAUGGCCUCUGCACCAAAGAGGAGGUGCGCUCCUUCAGCAGGGUGUUCUUGCCAUCAUUUUACACCGUCAUCUUCCUGGUUGGAAUGGCUGGGAAUGCCCUCCUGUUUACUGUCCUCCUCAUGUACAUCAAGAAAAAAAAGAAGAUGACUGAGCUUUAUCUGCUGAACCUGGUGGUUUCAGACUUCUUCCUGCUACUGACCCUUCCUUUCUGGGCUCUGUACAUUUCUCAGUGGAUCACCUGGGACAUCUUGUGCCCAUUCUUAAAUGCCAUGUACACUCUGAACUUCUACAGUGGCAUCUUCUUUGUGAGCUGCAUGAGCCUGGACAUGUAUCUGCAGAUAGUUCAUGCUUGCUCUCCUCACAGCUCCACAGUGUGUAGGAAUUCCAUCCUCCUCUUAUUAGUGAUGUGGAUCCUUUCCAUAGCUCUUUCCAUUCCUGAUGGCCUCUUCACCAGCACAAGGCAAAUUCACAACAAAACCAUCAUGUGCACCCAGGAUUAUGGCCAGGAACACUUAUUUUGGAAAGUUGUCUUUCGGGUGAUUCAGAACAUCCUGGGAUUCCUUUUCCCCUUCCUCUUCAUGACGUUCUGCUAUUCCCGCAUCAUGUGUGUCCUCAACACCUCACAGAUACCUGGCUCCAGGAGAGCUCUCUGCUUAGUCCUUGCUCUGGUGGGGGUCUUCUUUGUGCUGUGGUGUCCUUACAAUGUUGUGCUCAUCCUCCACUCCCUGCAAGAUGUCGGUGUGAUCAGGAGCUGUGAAAGCAGUAGGAAACUGGACUAUGCCCUGCAGAUCACGGAGAGCUUGUCCUUUGUCCACUGCUGUCUCAACCCCUUCCUCUAUGCUUUUGUGAAGAAACGGUUCAGGGCAUAUUUGUGGAAGAUCCCUCAGGCCAUUUUCAGGAGAAGCGCUUUCUUUCCCAUCCAGGACUCCCAGACGAGUGCAUCUUGCAGCAGAUAUGCAGCUGAGAUAGAAAUGUUGAGCAUCACAAAUGCAUCAUAAAUAUUUACAUUAUUUACAUCAUGUGUGGGCCCUCUGUGCUCUAUUUUACCAGUUGUGCCCCUGAUGGUGCUGGUGUGAGUCCACAGCACUGUGUAACCAGAUAGCUCAUCCUAGCAGCAGCCUCGAGACCAUUCCAUACUCAGAUUGGAAAAGUACAUGUGGGAUCUGUUUCUGUUGCAAGUGGAAUUGUUAUGAAAGGAUUGUCCUGGAUUUGCACUAGUGAAAGAAACCCAAUUCCCAUCUGGACUAUGUGAGGCAAUAGCAAAUAAAGGAGCAGAUUUCUCAAUGCUGUACUUUAAAAAAUGCAAAGUGACUCUUGAGAAGAGAAUCUCCUCCUCCUUGUGUGGGCUGAGGAAUGGAUUUCCAUGCUCAUCCAACAGGCCAAAAAUACUGCCAGGGGAUGGCUUUGCUUCUGGCUCUUACCAUCUGCCAGAUGAUUUAACUGGGAUAAUCUCAUUUUCUACCAGGAGAUACAACAGGAGGGACUGGACACCUUUAAGCUGAGUUGUUCUCUGUCAUGGUGAGCUGUGCCACACUCAGACCUGCUGAGCAGGGAACUGACUGUCCAAAGGGCAGAGCCUUGGUUAGAGAUCAGUUUGAUCAUCAGCUGAUUUGAGACAAGUUUGAUCAGAGCGAAGUUCAAACCAGUAACAAUCAGUGAGAAAGAGAUAAAAAGUGGGCUCAGCAGAACAGUAGUGGAGGUAUUUGCCUUCCAAGAUCUGGUUUGACAAGAUAAAAAAGAUCCACAGAUACCACCUGUAACAUAAAUACUGGCUUUUAAAUACCACAGAGUGGGAGCAUGGCCUGAACAGAAGAGCACAGAGAACUGAUCGUCAGUCCUUAUUAGCCAGUGCAGCUUUGAAGUUCAAGGUUCUGAGUUUGCUGACUUUUAUUUCAAAGCAUUAUUCACCCCAUGUGCUCCUGAACCUUAAAUGGUCCCUUUCCAUCCUGAAAACCUAUUAAGUCUGUACAGCCUAGAGCUGUACAAGUGAAAUUAUUAAUUUAAGAGAAA
Cyanistes caeruleus (blue tit) is the source of this 2315-nucleotide messenger RNA. The record is from RefSeq and is a predicted model, not a curated record. NCBI's taxonomy places the organism in Eukaryota, Metazoa, Chordata, Aves, Passeriformes, Paridae.